AACAACCCUACAACAUCUCUCUUUUUUCUUCUUCUUUCUCUCCCUUCCAUGGCGUUUUGCGAGUCGCGCUGUUCCGUGGGCUCCUCCGCGUUCCUUCUCUGACUUGAUUUGGUUGUUUAUUCACUGUAUUUUUUUUUUUAUUUUUUUUUUAAAGUGCAAAGAGGAAACAACGACCACUGCACGUCAAAAACUAUGAACGAGGAGAUGACAAAAAGCGAGGAGCAGGAUGUUAGUUUGCAGAAAGCCUUGCAGCAGUGCGAGUUGGUGCAGAACAUGAUAGACAUAAGCAUUUCUAGUUUGGAGGGUUUACGGACCAAAUGUGCCACAUCCAACGACUUGACACAAAAAGAGAUACGAACGCUGGAGGGGAAGCUGGUGAAGUACUUCAGCCGCCAGCUGUCCUGCAAGUGCAAAGUGGCCUUAGAGGAGCGCAGCGUCGAGCUGGAGGACUUCCCCCGCCUCGGCCACUGGUUCCGCAUCGUCAACCUGAGGAAGGAGGUCACGCAGCAGAUGAGCCCGGGCGAGGUGACCCUGGAGGGCCUACUGGACAAGAGCGAGGAGGAGGUGUGCGAGCAGCUGCAGAAGUUUGGCGCCAACGAAGAGGAGUGCGCCCGACUCAACGCCUCGCUCUCCUGCCUCCGGAAGGCCCACCAGCUCGAACAACUUGAGGAGGAUAAAUUGCACAGUAAUGGAGGGAGCCAGGCGAAGCAGGACUGGUCCAUCCAGUGGCCCACCUCCGAGUCGGGCAAGGAGAACACCCCGGUGUGCCAGCCGGAGGCCAGCCAGUGGAUCCGGUUCCAGCUCGCCCAGAGCCCCAAAGUCCAGCCCAAGUACAACCAGCACACGUGCCACAGCCCGCAGGCCCCGGCCCCCCCUUUAUACGCCGAGCGGCUGACCGUGGACAGCCCGGCGGCGGGGCUCUUCCCCCCGCUGGACUUCGGCCAUCGCUCGCUGCCCCCGUCGCCCCGCCAGAGGCAUUUUGGCCACACGCCUCCCCGGACUCCCCUGGUGGUGAACACCAUGACGCCGCCGGGCACUCCUCCCAUGAGGCGCAGGAACAAAGUGAGGGCCCCCGGCACGCCGCCCCCGCCCAGCCGCAAGCUCAUCCACCUGCUGCCGGGCUUCACCGCACUGCACCGCAGCAAGUCCCACGAGUUCCAGCUGGGGAACCGGCUGGAUGACGCACAGACGCCAAAAGCCAAGAAGAAGACCAAGCCCUUGAACCUUAAGAUCCACAGCAGCGUGGGCAGCUGUGAGAAUCUGCCCACGCAGCGCUCGCCCCUGCACUCCGAGCGCUCGCUGCGCUCCUUCUUCUUCCCGACCUUCAUCCCGUCCACGCCUCCGGUCCACGCCGAAACGCCGUCUGCAAACACUCUCUCAGUGCCUCGCUGGUCCCCACAGAUUCCCCGCAGAGAUCUGGGAAACUCGAUAAAACACAGGUUCUCCACAAAGUAUUGGAUGUCCCAGACCUGCAUCGUGUGUGGGAAGGGAAUGUUGUUUGGACUGAAAUGUAAAAACUGCAAGCUGAAGUGCCACAACAAAUGCACCAAAGAAGCCCCGCCUUGCCAUUUGUUGAUCAUACAGCGAGGCGGACGAGAAUCCUUCAAAGAUCAACAAGGAACAACUCAAGUAGCUCGCCUGGUGCGGACCGAAUCGGUGCCGUGCGACAUCAACAACCCGCUCAGGUACUCGGACCUUCACAUCAGUCAGACGCUCCCCAAAACCAACAAGAUCAGCAAGGAUCACAUCCCCGCCCCGUACCAACCGGACUCCAGCAGCAACCCGUCCUCCACCACCUCCUCCACCCCGUCCUCGCCGGCUCCUCCUCUGCCCAGCAGCGCCACGCCCCCCUCGCCCCUGCACCCCUCCCCGCAGUCGGCGCGGCAACAGAAACAGUUCAACCUGACAGCCUCCAGUUACUUCAAAUACAAACAGCAGUUCAUCUUUCCUGAUGUUGCUCCAGAGGCUCCUCCGAGCCGAGCGCCGCAGGUCAUCCUGCACCCGGUCCUCUCUGAACCAGGUGAGCAAGCGAACCCUUUCCUUCAAAUCGAAGUGGAGCCUACAUCCGAUAACGAGGAGUGCAACGACGAGGACUCCGGCGACGAGUUCGAGGAGAUGAACCUGUCGCUCCUGUCGGCCCGGAACUUCCCGCGCAAGGCCAGCCAGACCAGCAUCUUCCUGCAGGAGUGGGACAUCCCCAUCGAGCAGCUGGAGAUCGGCGAGAUGAUCGGCAAGGGCCGCUUCGGCAAGGUGUUCCACGGGCGCUGGCACGGCGAGGUGGCCAUCCGCCUGAUCGACAUCGAGCGCGACAACGAGGACCAGCUGAAGGCCUUCAAGCGCGAGGUGAUGGCCUACCGCAACACGCGCCACGAGAACGUGGUGCUGUUCAUGGGGGCCUGCAUGAGCCCGCCGCACCUGGCCAUCAUCACCAGCCUGUGCAAAGGGAGGACCCUUUAUUCCGUGGUGCGGGACGCCAAGGUUGUCCUGGACGUCAACAAGACCAGGCAGAUCGCACAAGAGAUGGUCAAGGGGAUGGGCUACCUGCACGCUAAGGGGAUUUUACACAAAGACAUGAAGUCCAAGAACGUGUUUUACGACAACGGCAAAAUCGUCAUCACCGACUUCGGACUCUUCACCAUCUCCGGGGUUCUGCAGGCCGGCAGCCGGCGGGAGGACAAGCUGAGGAUCCCCAACGGCUGGCUGUGUCACCUGGCGCCGGAGAUCAUCCAGCACCUGUCUCCGGACACCGAGGAGGACAAGCUCCCCUUCUCCAAGCAGUCCGACGUCUUUGCGUUCGGCACCGUCUGGUACGAGUUACACGCACGCGAGUGGCCUUACAAGAGUCAGCCGGCGGAGGUGAUCAUAUGGCAGAUUGGCAGCGGGAUGAAGCCCAACCUCUCCCAAACCGGCAUGGGGAAGGAGAUAUCAGACAUCCUGCUGCUGUGCUGGGCGUACCAGCAGGAGGAGCGGCCCAGCUUCUCCAAGCUGGUCGACUUGCUGGAAAAGUUGCCGAAACGGAAUCGUCGCCUUUCCCACCCGGGGCACUUCUGGAAGUCAGCUGAGUAUGUCAAAUGAGUUUUUUUUUUUUUUUUAGGGACACGGUUGGUUUCUGCAGCUUCACAACGAAAAAAAGGGGGGGAAAAUUUAACAAAAAAAAGAAAAAUGAGUGAAACCGCCCGCCGCCAUAACUCUACAGAAAUAACCGACCUUCUUAAAGAAUGCACUGAAUCCAAAAGCCAGCCCAGUGAUGAGUGUACUUAAUGGCAUGUUGGCUUGUGCGUGCGUGUGUGUGCGUGUGUGUGUGAGUCGAACGCCGAGCUUCCUCACAGCAGGCGGGACUCGUGUUUUCUUUGGUUUCCCUUAAACCAGACUGCAUAUGUUCCCUCUUAUCUUUCCCUAUUGACUCCAUUUAUUUCCUGGAUGUUCCUCGCUUGUAACUCUCUGACUGAUCACAUCAUUCUGGACUUUAGAAGAAAAGAAAAAAAAACAAAGUGUCGAUUUCUUUUUUUUUUUCUCCUCCAUGUCUUGCUUUUGCACAUUGUAUAUUUUCACGGCAUUGUCUUUAUUUCCAUUCCUUAUGUCUGUCGACUGUGUAUAGACCAUUGUGUCUGUCUCUCACGUCUGUACAAAGAGCUUUAUUCAAAUGUCCUCUUACUGACACGGCACCAGUUGAAUGUGAAGAAGCCAGCGGCCCCCUGUUUGUGCGGCCGAUAACGUCGCCGUCGCUCUUUUGAAUAUUGCCUGUGAACAUGAGCGAGUGGUUUUUUUUGGGGGGGGGGUCAGACCAGGACUCCCUCCCUCAACCCCCCGGGAUGCUGUUCUGUGAAAUCGCUGACACUGACAUGUACACCGUGAAAUGUUGAGGAAGCGGUUACCCUUCAGAAAUGCCGUCACUGCGCCCCCCCCCCAUUUUACCUGAAAUAAAUGUAAAGUAUUCAUUUUAAAUGGCUGGAGAUUAUUACAAAAGAGGCACACUAAAUCUAAAGUGAUCGUGCAGUUAGUAAUUCCAGUAUUUUGUUUGAUUCAGUCCCUUUGCUAAUGGCUCUGGGAAGGAUUCGGAUGAGGCAUAGAGGGAAACUCUGAGAUAGAGACAGAGAGAAAUAAUUCCCCUUCACUUUUGUGCCGUCGAUUCGUGGGAAUUUGCAUUCUCACGAAUCACGAAAAAGGACGGAACGCCAAUGCGAAAAGACGCCGGACAUCUGAUGAUGGAGUCGAUUCCAUCGACUGUGUGACCCAGCAACAGAAAGUUGUGAAUGAGGCUGAGGGCAAAAACUACUCGGUUUAACAUUCAGCUUGAAUUCUAAGCUAUUGUUGGAGACGAGGAAGAGGGCAAGUCAUCGAAUUUGCUCAUUGAUUGAUCUAAAGUCCGCCCCCAUCGGCCACAUUUGUAUUGAUAAUUAGAUUCAAACCCGCUCAUCUACAUACAAUUUCAGUUUGUUUUUACAAAAAGACAACGAAUGACGAUAUGCAGAGUAGCACACACACACACACACACACACACACUAUGUGCAUGUUGUGAAUUAGCCGAAGCUGCGUGGUGGUAAAGUGACGCAAACGUUUGUUGCGUCCAGCCCAAAAGACGAGGCCGUGUCACGCAGGGGAUGGCGGUUAAUAAUCCUCCGGCUCUUGGGAAAUCAAAAGAAAAUUGAAUUCAAGGAGGCUGCACUGAACCCUGGUGGCGCGCUGCAGCUCAUCUGAUCGCGUAUUGCUGAAAUUCCACUUAAAAAAAAAAAACACACUUUAACUAGGCUUUUUUUUAUUUAUACUUUUUUUGCAUUUCCACCUCAUGUCGACAGAGGAGAAUGUGUGAGAGGCCGAGAAACAUGGACCGGGGAGUAAGACAGUAACUCAAAUCUAACCCCUUUAACAUUUCUGAAAGGACAUAUCUGAUAACCCCCCCCGCCACAGGCCACUUUUCUACUUCGUACUAUACAUUGCAGGAUAUUUCAAUCGUGCGUUUUAAGGAAAAAGGGCGAAUCUGCACGCGGCUUUAGAUUCUUACUGGUUUCCCGCCUCAUCGCGUUCACACGCGUGUUGGAGAAUGCACACAAACAACCUGCUGCUGUCUUUUGGGAGUCUGUCUGUCUAUUUUGGAAAUGCUGGGAUUCAAAUAUUGUAAGUGGAUCAUUUAUAUUUGUACUGUUUACAACUUUAAAGUGCAUGAGAAGGACCAUCAGAGAUUGAUUCUUGUUAUGAAAAAAAAAAAUCCUUCUACAAUAUAUAUAUAUAUAUAAAAAAACCGUUAUGUGAGCAUUUUUCUGAUGAACCGUUGUCUAUUGAGCAGUUUGAUCUAAAUACUUUAAUGAGGUUUCCCGUCAGGCUUUUCAGCAGCUUUGUUUGAUUGUUUCAGGUAUUUAUGGAUCAUUUAAUAGAUAAAACUAGCAUUUAAAUAAAGAGGAAUAUAGCUGCGAUCUGUGCACCUGCUGACUGGACAACAAUCAAAGAUUUAACAUCCGUGCCAAGUGUACAUAACAGAUUGUAGACUAUGUUUUAUCGUCAAUAUUCCUUGUGGAUUUGUGGACUUCUUUAUUUUUAAUGUACAAAUUGUGUUGUGUUUAUUUCCGUUGUUUCUGUUUUCUGUUCAUUUGAAUUUCUUUUCCUCCAUUUCCUCCUAAUUGCAUAAGCAUUGAUGCUGUGUUGUUUCUUUUCCUUGUAUUGUAGACCGUAGCUCCAGAAAGCUUGUAUUUCAUGAUGCCUUAUGGUCCAUGGCUUAGUGAUGAGUAGAUUUUGAUUCACAGGCUCUUUUAUUUGCACUCAUCCUUUACAAAGUGUAUAACAAUAAAAAAAAAGAUGUUUUCAUUUUG
This is a messenger RNA of Pungitius pungitius (ninespine stickleback), 5804 nucleotides long. RefSeq names its product kinase suppressor of ras 2 (gene ksr2). Gene Ontology annotation, cellular component: cytoplasm. Gene Ontology annotation, biological process: calcium-mediated signaling; protein phosphorylation; Ras protein signal transduction. NCBI's taxonomy places the organism in Eukaryota, Metazoa, Chordata, Actinopteri, Perciformes, Gasterosteidae. Gene Ontology annotation, molecular function: protein kinase activity; ATP binding. The record is from RefSeq and is a predicted model, not a curated record.